CCAAUCCAAACAGAAUCCGCCGAAGCAGAGGCCGCCUUCACCCAGCUGAUCGAGGAUCUCUCCGCCGUGGGCUUCGCAACCGAGGUUCGGCCCGGCCGCACGCCCUCCUCCCUGCUCAUCUUCGUCAAACUGGCCUCCCCGGCCCGGCUCAAGUCCCAAGUCUACCGCGCCCGCGUGCAGGACUGGCUCUUUGGCGUGCGGCCCUCCGCCCCGACCCCUUCCGAUCCCUUCUGCUCCUCCUUCUCAUCGCCGUCGUCAGCCGACAAUGCCGCCGCCAUAGACCGCUACUUUGCCGAGGAGGAGCCCGUCACCGAGGCGGAGCGGCUGCGCCUGGCCUACGAGCUCAUCACGCGGCCGCGCAACGAGGGCGGCGGGGCCGGCGUCACCCCAGGCCGCGGCCGCUGGCGCUUCGUCGGCAGCAUCUUCCCCCUGCACGACCGCGCCUUCAACCGCGCCUGGAUCGCCGGCUGGAGCAAGAAGUACUACCUGGACGAGUCCGAUAUCAACCUCAUCCGCUACCGGUUCGGCGAGCAGGUCGCCUUCUACUUCGCCUUCCUGCAGUCCUACUUCCUCUUCCUCGUCUUCCCUGCCGCCUUCGGCUUCGCCGCUUGGCUGCUGCUCGGCCCCUUCUCGUGGGUCUACGCCGUGGUCAACUGCCUCUGGGCCGUCAUCUUCUUCGAGCACUGGAAGAUGAAGGAGGCCGACCUGGCGGUCCAGUGGGGCGUCAGGGGUGUCGGCCGGAUCCAGCUGCCCAGGACGCAGUUCAAGUUUGACCGGGAGGGCAUUGAUCCCGUGACGGGCGAGGUGGUCAAGCUGUACUCGCCCUACAAGAGGCUGGCCAGACAGCUGCUGCAGGUGCCUUUCGCGGCCGCCUGCGUGCUGGCGCUGGGCGGCGUCAUCGCCGGCUGCUUUGCCAUCGAGAUCUUUGUCAACGAGGUCUACAACGGCCCGUUCAAGCAGUACUUGGCAUUUCUGCCGACCGUUCUCCUCACCAUCUUUAACCCCACGCUCACCGCGCUUCUCACCCGCUUGGCCGAGAAGCUGACCGAGAUUGAGAAUUACAGAACCCGUGACGCCCACCAAGCGGCCUUUGUCCAAAAGGUCUUCGUCAUCAACUUCAUCACCUCCUACCUGGGUAUCUUCCUGACGGCCUUCGUCUACGUGCCUUUCGGCAAGAUCCUGGUCCCCUACCUCGACGUGUUCAAGCUCACUGUGCAGCGUUUCACCGCUGAGGGGCAGCCACUGCCGACCAUGGACUGGAAGAUCAACCCCGACAGGCUGACGCGCCAGGUCAUCUACCUGACGGUGACGGCGCAGAUUGUCAACUUUGCGACCGAGAUCGUCGUGCCGUACGCGAAGCGCAAGCUCUUCCGGACCGUCGAGCGGGUGCAGUCGGAGCUCUCGGACAAGGGUGGCGCGGCCGAGCGGCAGAAGAAGCGGCAGCAGCGGGACCAGCCCGAGGAGGCCGCCUUCCUCGAGCGGGUGCGCGACGAGGCCGAGCUGGACGAGUACGACGUGGCCAUCGACUACCGCGAGAUGGUGGUCCAGUUCGGCUACCUCUCGCUCUUCUCGGUCGUCUGGCCCCUCACCGCCUGCUCCUUCCUCGUCAACAACUGGAUCGAGGCCCGCUCCGAUGCCAUGAAGAUCGCCGCCAACUGCAAGCGCCCCAUCCCCUGGCGCGCCGACUCCAUCGGGCCCUGGCUGGGCGCCCUCGGCUUCCUCUCGUGGAUGGGCAGCCUCACCAGCGCCGCGCUCGUGUUCCUGUUCAAGAACGGCACCGGCGGGCUGGACGGCUCGCCGUGGGAUAUUCGCGGCUGGGCGUUGCUGCUGUCGAUCCUGUUCGCCGAGCACGCCUACCUGCUCGUGCAGCUCGUGGUGAGGAACGUGAUCCGCAAGCUUGACAGCCCCGGCCUGCAGAAGGAGAGGAGCGAGCGGUACGCCAUCCGGAAGAGGCUGCUCGAGAGGAUGGGCGACUGGGACGUGAGCGACGAUGCCCGGGCCGGCGGGCCGGGGGUCGGCGCCGGCGCCGGCGCCGGUACUGGUGAGAAGAUCACGAGGGACGCGCUCGAGGAAGACGCCAGGCGGCUGUCGGUGGCGGGCGAGGGCAAGCCGGAGCAGCUAUUCUGGCAGAGACAGAGGAGUGCUGCCGAGACGAUCCAGGUCGGCAGGGCUCUAAUUGCCGAGGCCAGAGAAUAG
This is a messenger RNA of Thermothelomyces thermophilus ATCC 42464, 2196 nucleotides long. RefSeq lists its product as uncharacterized. Gene Ontology annotation, cellular component: cortical endoplasmic reticulum. Gene Ontology annotation, molecular function: chloride channel activity. The record is from RefSeq and is a predicted model, not a curated record. Gene Ontology annotation, biological process: chloride transmembrane transport. The annotation marks the transcript as partial. The transcript has 5 exons. NCBI's taxonomy places the organism in Eukaryota, Fungi, Ascomycota, Sordariomycetes, Sordariales, Chaetomiaceae.